AGCCGAGGAACAGCUCUAAACCCAGACAGGAGAAAUAGAGGGAGAGGGGAGACUUCAGCUCCCCCAGCCUGGAGAUGCAGCAGGUGCUUAAAAAAAACUUCCUCAGCGGGGGAUUUGCAGUCGUGACUUUUCUAUUUCUUGUGGUGGCAGGAUGUUUGCCUCUGACUCUGAGUGGGAGCUGUGACCUGGACAGACCUGAAGGGGAUUGUUGUUGGUAUUGUACGAGCUGAAAGCUUCUCUCAGGACAAAUGAAAUCACUGGAAUCAGGUUUUCUCUGUGACGUGGACUCGACAAGCAGCUCCUGACGUUUGCUGAGCUGAGAGCACGGUGGAGAGAGGACACUGGUGGAGUUUACACAGUGGCCUGAGAGCUAAUACCUGCACAUACACCGGCAGUACAGUACAAUAAAGUACAUUACAGUACAGUACAGUGCAGUGCUACCAUACAGUAAGAUGGAAGAAGCUGCAGAGGACAUAGACAAGAUGACCUCCCAGCAGGCUCUCUGUGUCCCAAACAAGACGACCAGCAAACGGCCCAGAAUCUCCACUCUCAAGUUAUUUAUUGUGGCGCUGUCCUUCGCCUAUUUCUCCAAGGCCCUGACAGGGACCUACAUGAAGAGCUCCAUCACUCAGAUCGAGAGACGCUUCGACCUCUCCAGCACGCACAUCGGACUCAUCGAUGGCAGUUUCGAGAUGGGCAACCUGCUGUUCCUCGCUGUGGUCAGCCAUUUUGGUGCCAAGCUGCAUCGGCCUAGACUCAUUGCCAUGGGCUGUAUGCUCAUGGCGGUGGGGGCCUUCCUCACCGGCCUCACCCACUUCUUCAUGGGCAGCUACAAGUAUGACACGGUCAUAAAGCUUUUCCAGAAUGACAGCAUAAACAUCGCUGCCUGUGUGGGUCCACUGGAAGAACCUGAAAUUCUAGUAGAACCUUCUUUAGCGGACAGAAAAGCGUGUGUGAGGGAGUCGGGCUCUCACAUGUGGAUCUACGUGUUCCUGGGGAACGCUCUGCGGGGCAUUGGAGAAACCCCGGUCACACCUCUGGGCAUCUCCUACAUCGAUGACUUUGCUAAAGCUGAAAACUCUCCAUUCUACAUCGCAUGUCUCCAGACCAUUACUCUCCUGGGCCCCAUGUUCGGUUUCCUCCUGGGCUCCUACUGUGCCAGACUGUAUGUUGACAUUGGAUAUGUUGAUAUGGACAGUGUGACCAUCACUCCUCAAGACGCCCGCUGGGUCGGCGCCUGGUGGAUGGGCUUCAUGCUGUCCUCCGCUCUCCUGCUCGUCUCCAGCGUCCCCUUCUGGUUCCUGCCCCGUUCUCUGCCCGAGCAGGAGGGAGAUGAGGGCCAGCCGGCCAGCUCAACCCCGGCUGGGACAGAUGUCGCGCUCAACAACAACAACAACAACAACCACCACAACCUCAAGUUGACCGAAAUCGCCAAAGGGUUUGUUCCGUCGCUGAAGCGCCUGUUGGGAACUCCUGCUUACUUCUUGCUGCUUUGUGGCAGCGUCCUGAAGUUCAACUCCUUCAUCGGCCUCUUCACCUUCAAAGCCAAAUACAUGGAGCAACAGUUUGGACAGUCUGCAUCCAGAGCCAACUUCCUCAUAGGUGUGUUGAACCUGCCCGUAGUGGCCGUGGGGAUCUUCCUGGGAGGACUGCUGAUGAAACGCUACAAACUGAGCGUGGUGGCGGGGGCUCAGCUCUCCUUCGCCACCUCCUUCAUGGCCUACCUCCUCCUGCUGCUACAGUUCGGCACCAAGUGUGACAACAUUCCCGUGGCUGGGCUCACCAUUUCAUACAACGGGACGCAGAGUGUCUCACACGACAGAGAGAUGCUCUUCUCAGAUUGUAACAGAGACUGCUCGUGUUCGGGAGAAGAGUGGGAUCCUGUGUGCUCAGACAGCGGCAUCACCUACAUCUCUCCGUGUUUGGCUGGCUGCCUUGGCUCCAGUGGAUACGGCAAAAACACAAUUUUUCAGAACUGCAGUUGUGUGUCCGCCUCCUUCCCAGCAGGCAGCAGUACGUCGGUGAAGCUGGGUCGGUGUCCCCAUGCCAAGGACUGCAGCCGCAGCUUCAUCUCCUACAUGGCCGUGUCUGUGCUCAGCUCCUUCAUCAACUCUCUGGGAGCAACACCCGGCUACAUGGUCAUCAUACGAUGCAUCACACCAGAGCUCAAAUCACUUGCUCUUGGUAUUCAAACCUUGGCAACCAGGACUCUUGGUGGAAUUCCUGCACCGAUGUAUUUUGGGGCCCUGAUUGAUUCUACGUGCCUGAAGUGGUCGAUCAAGAAGUGCGGGGGCAGAGGAGCCUGCCGCAUUUAUGACUCUAACAUGUACAGAGUCAUCUUCCUGGGUCUGAUCACUUGUCUAAGUGGCUCCUCAUACAUAUUCAUCAUAGCCGUCAUCUUCCUCCUCAGAAGACAGUUUCGAAAGCCAGAGCAGGAAACAGAGAGACAGCGAUCGAAAGGGAAGGAAAUCGAACUUAAGACCACACUGAGCGCCACUGAGGACCAGCUCACCGCUCCCAAAAGUCACAUCCCAAGAGUUUUGGUGAGGAUGGCGUCAGAGCUGGAAGAGGGAGGGGACGUUCAAAGAACAGAGCGGCUCGCCAAAGAUGGCGGACAGCAAGAGUCCCUCUGCCUGACAGAGGCCACAGUUGAACCCUCUCCUUCUCCUGCUAAUGGAGCAAUGUUAGGGCCUCAGUCCGAGGAGGAGGAGAGCGAGCAGAAAGACGAGGUCUCCACGGAGUCAAAUAUACAAGUUGAUAAAGAGAGCACAGAGGACAAGGACGAGACACAACAUGGAUAAGAAGCUGUUGGACCACAAGGAUAAGGUCUUCACCAUCAACUGCAUAUGAAAAUGGAGGUAGACUCAAGGUACAGAGAGUAAAUCCAGCGUGGAAGU
This is a messenger RNA of Pleuronectes platessa (European plaice), 2897 nucleotides long. Its product is annotated as solute carrier organic anion transporter family member 1C1. The record is from RefSeq and is a predicted model, not a curated record. Gene Ontology annotation, cellular component: membrane. Bases 453 to 2801 code for a protein of 782 amino acids. The transcript is spliced from 15 exons. Gene Ontology annotation, molecular function: protein binding. Lineage: Eukaryota; Metazoa; Chordata; Actinopteri; Pleuronectiformes; Pleuronectidae. Gene Ontology annotation, biological process: sodium-independent organic anion transport; transmembrane transport.